UGACGCCACUUUGCUUCACGAUCCAAUCCGCGACCUUCUCCAAUUCAAACUUUUGUCUAUUUAAAGCCCCUCAAUCUAAUGUCAAAGGAGCAAACUUUGCAUCCUCAAAAUCCUGAGAAAACCUGAGGGUCUCUAAAAUCUAGAUCGACUCCAUAUGACCUUCUUUUCUUAAUCGACCACUCUUCAUUGGAGAAGACGGGAAGGGAAAGGAGCUUAAAUCUCAAACUUCAGAAAGUUCAUUGAGAGAUCCAAUCCACCUCGCCGGAAGGAAGACAUGGCAAACGAACGAAAAGCCAAGGAACUGGAGGAGUUCAUCUAUGCAGAGAAGGAGACGCCAGAUGAAUGCAAAGAGGAAAUAACAAAAGAUGGAGAGAAGCCUUUGAACGAGGAGAAGAAUGAAUGUUGUGAGCCAUCAGCCGACAAACUUGAGGAGGAUGAAGAGACCAAGAAAGAAGAGACGAAGUUGAAGGACAAGAAGAAGAAGAAGAAACCCAAGACCGUUGAGGAAGAGGAGGCCAUGUACAAGGACAUCGGCAAGCUGAAGCAGAGGCUCGAGAAGAUCGAUAGCAAGAUCAAAGCUCAACUGGAGAAGAAAGCAUUCUUCUCCCAGAAACUAAAGGAGGCCGAGGCCGCGAACGGGGAGACUUCCGAGAAGCCCGACCCGAAAGAAGUUGCAGCAGCUGAUAGAGCAUAGUGGCUCCCUGAUGGAUGUUUUCCCUAUAGCUUCUGUCGACCAUGUUUGAUCUUGGACUGGUAGUCCAGUGUGUUACAUGCGUAAACCGCCCAGUUGGAGUCAUUGAUGUUUCUUCUCUUUGAUGCCACAGCCAUUUUGUUUUAUCAAUCUUGUGAAUAACUUCAGGACAGGAGUUGAUGCCUGAUGUACUACCUCGUUAUAUACAUUGCAUGGAGUCACUUUUGUACACUCCCUUUUCUGUUUUA
Molecule: messenger RNA, 939 nt
Organism: Eucalyptus grandis
Lineage: Eukaryota; Viridiplantae; Streptophyta; Magnoliopsida; Myrtales; Myrtaceae
Product: protein PXR1-like
Exons: 2
Coding region: 275-694 (139 amino acids)
Source: RefSeq, a predicted model, not a curated record